GAAGAAUUUCCGUUGAAGCGACCGUGUUAGCAUCUUGUUAGCAUGGCUGUGUACUGAUUCUCUUCAACCAGAUGGAGAAGCCAAACAUCCAGUUGUUGUUACGGUUGGAGCUGAAGAUGUAGCCAGCAAGGUGGGAGAUCUCAGCAGAACCAACAAGCUUCUGUCCCCAGAGGACCAACCCUGGAGCAGCUCCCAGCCUGAGCAGACCCAGCUGUGUUCAGUUCCUCUCCCGGGUUAGAGACCCCGGUCCUCAGCCAUGCUCUUCUCCCUCAGGGAACUGGUCCAGUGGCUGGGCUUCGCCACCUUCGAACUCUUCCUCCACCUCCUGGCCUUCCUGGUCUUCAGCAUGCUGGUUGCCCUGAGAGUGGACCUGCUAACCGUGCAGCUGAGCUGGUGGCUCGUCUUCAUCCCUCUGUUCGCCGCCGACGGUCUCAGCACUUACUUCACGGCCAUCGUGUCCAUCCGGCUCUACCAGGAGAACGAGAAGCGGCUGGCGGUGCUGCGGCUCCUCUGGGUGCUGACGGUUCUCAGCCUGAAGCUGGUGUGCGAGGUUCUGCUGUGCCAGAAGCUGGCCGAGCAGGAUCGGGCCAGAGACCUGUGGUACGGGCUCAUCGUGUCGCCGCUGUUCAUCCUGCUGCAGCUGCUGAUGAUCCGAGCGUGCCGGGUCAACUGAGGCGAGGCAGAUCCGCGUCAGCGACGAUGCCGUCAGAGAUUUAACAGCUAAAAGUCGUUUCUUUCUUUUGACUAAUUGCCACAAGGUUUUUCACCCUCCAGGUUACUCUACGACCUGCUUUUACGAGUUUUACCCAGCUGUAAGAUCAACAGGUAAACUUCUGCUCGUUGUUUUUUCAUUUUUAUAUAAAAAAGUAACGCUGUAAGUUGUUGUGGGACCUUCAUGAGGAUAACUGUUCUCUCAGAUGUGGAGCAUUUUAGUGCCUCUGAUAUUGUGCAAUCAAUGGUAGACAAAGAGCCAUAAAGAAAAACACAUGUAAUACAACCGGUUCUGUGCAGAAGUUUAAAGCCAGCUCUCAUUUAAAACAUGUUUUUCUUCUAAAUAGAUUCACAUCACUUCAAACCAAGGGAACUAAUGUGUCGACAGAACUCGGUCCAUUUUCAUUUGGAACUUUAGGAUCUUUUUUGCCGGCCGACUCAUACAGACAAUUUUUACUCAUUUCUCUUUAAAAAUCUACUAAAAAUACCAAAGACGGCUCAAUUUGAUUAAUAGAAAAUAGGCUUUUAGCAUCAACCAAGGAGUUCUCACAGAGUUUAACGUCAAAACGUGACACGUGUGACUCGUGCUGGCAAAAUGAAGAAUUUCUCCGUUUGGAGAUUUUUUCUUUUCAAAUUCUCGUCUGCAGUUUCUUCACAUUUGACAAGUUUAAAACAGAUGUUUAAUGGUCUGGAGUGGCAUCACCAGGAAUUCUAGCUGAAUAUAAAAAAAAAAAAAAAAAACUCCCAAAGCUUUCACAGUGAAAACAAACAUUAUACGAAGGGAUUUCCCAGUAGAGAAAAAUUUGUCAAUUUGAAACAAAACUAUAAAGUUUAUAAGGCAAAUAAAUAUUUUUGAAGACAUAGUUGUUAGAAAACUUUAACUCAAAAGUAGCUUUUGAAGAUUAUUUGCUAUUUUAGUGUCUGGGAUCACUAGACGGUU
This is a messenger RNA of Nematolebias whitei (Rio pearlfish), 1651 nucleotides long. RefSeq names its product transmembrane protein 203 (gene tmem203). The transcript has 2 exons. The coding region runs from base 257 to 673 and encodes 138 amino acids. Gene Ontology annotation, cellular component: endoplasmic reticulum. The record is from RefSeq and is a predicted model, not a curated record. Gene Ontology annotation, biological process: intracellular calcium ion homeostasis. Lineage: Eukaryota; Metazoa; Chordata; Actinopteri; Cyprinodontiformes; Rivulidae.